CGACGCUUUCCAAGUAUCGAGAGUGGGGCGCAGCAGCAGCAACUGCAGCAGCGGCCAUAGAAAAGAGAGGCAGAGCAGGAGGCGGCGGUGGCGGGCGGCGGCGGGCGCGGUGACAAGUGAGAUCCCAGCGCCCGGGCAGCCCGACAGGCUGGGGGGCGCAGCCAGGGGCGUCGCUGUUGUCCCAGACCUCCCCAUGCACGGUGGCGAGAGCGCAGCGUCAAGACAGGGGAGAAGGCAGACCCGUCUCUCUGCGCGCCGCGGGCAAAGCAGGUGCUGUAUCCAGAGGUAUGGAUCUCCGACUGUGGCUGUUUACUUUGGCACUGGUGUCUGUGAGCGAUUCUUUUUCUAUGAAAGAGGAGAUUGGAUUGGACUGAAGAGAGGAGGAGAUGUGCAAACUGGAAGGAUCUGCUCUGUUGCAUAUAAACCAAGCCAAUGUAUAGCUCUCAAAAAGAAAGGAAUACCUGACCCUCCCAUUGCACUCAAUUGGACUUUGCUGAACACCAGCCCAACAGCUGUCUAUAUGGAUAUUGAAGUCACCUGGGCGGCACCACCCUUAGCAGAUGUUAAGACUGGAUGGAUCCCUCUCAAAUACCAGCUGCAGUAUAAAGAAGUCAGCGAGACAACAUGGAAUCAGCUGGAGCCAGAGCUCUUGACAACAAAACAUCAGUUGUAUUCUUUGAAGACUUGCCAUGAUUAUGAGAUACGGGUCCGAGCAGCACAAAAUACAUCUGAAAUCUAUGGGGAGUUCAGUGAAGUGCUUCAUGUGUCUUUUGGUGCUGUAGGCCUGUUGCCAUGUGGGGAGGCUCCAGCAGGAGGACCACAGAUCAUUAAGUGUAGAUCACCCGAAAUGGAAACAUUUUCAUGUUACUGGACUACUGGUGACUUUCCCCAUUUAACUGCUCCAGGAACAAUACAACUGCAGUUUUUGAAAAGGUAUAAGAAAAGGCACAGUGUAUGGAAAGAAUGUCCUGAUUAUGUAACUGCCGGCGAAAACAGCUGUUACUUCAACGAAACCUACACUUCCGUUUGGGUUCCUUAUUGUCUCAAGUUAGUCAGUGGAAAUCAGCUAUAUGAUGAAAAGUGUGUCCGUGUUGAAGACAUAGUGAUGCCUGACCCUCCUGUUGACCUCAAUUGGACUUUAAUGAACACAAGCCCAUCAGGUGUCUAUAAAGAUAUUUUAGUCACCUGGAAGCCACCACCUUCUGCAGAUGUUAGGAACGGAUGGGUUACUCUCAAAUACCAGCUACAGUACAAAGAAGUCAAUGAGACAAGAUGGAAUGAGCUGAAGUCAUGGAUCUCCGUAACAAAACUUCCACUCUAUUCUUUGAGGACAUGUCACGAUUAUGAGAUACGGGUCCGAGCAUCACGAAGUGCAUCUGAAACGUAUGGGGAGUUCAGUGACAUACUUUAUGUGCCUUUUGGUGGCGCAGGCCUGGUGCCCUGUGAGGAAGAGUCCCAGGUUCCUUGGCCUUGGUCUUUGGUGAUGUCUUUUGGAAUACUUGGCCUGAUGGUGAUGUUAUCUCUCAUCCUCUUUUCUAAACAGCAGAAGAUAAAGAUCCUGAUUCUUCCUCCAGUUCCCGUUCCCAAAAUUAAAGGGAUUGAUCCAGACCUCUUCAAGAAAGGAAAACUUGAUGAAGUCAAUUCCAUCUUAGCCAGUCAUGAUAGCUACAUGCCGCAGCUGUACGGAGAUGACUCUUGGGUGGAAUUCAUUGAGCUGGAUAUAGAUGAGGCAGAAGAGAGGACUGAAGGGUCCGACACUGAUCGGCUGCUGGGCAAUGACCACUUGAAGUCUCACAGUUGUCUUGGCAUGAGGGAUGACGAUUCGGGACGGGCCAGCUGCUGCGAACCAGAUAUCCCCGAGACCGAUUUCAGCGCAAGCGACACCUGUGACGGAAUCUCCGACAUCGAUCCGUCCAAAAAAGCAAACGAUAAGGAAGAGGAUCUCUUGUGCCUUGAUCCAAAAGACAAUGAGAAGUCGCUGCUGGGUCUUGAUGGCGCAGCUACUCAGCCACCAGCAGAUCAUCCAGCAGAAGACAAACAGCCCAAAGCACAUCUUUCCAGGAGCCUUGAGACGGCCGGCCCUCCUGUCCAAGCCCAGCUGAGCAACCAGAGCUCAGUGGCAAACAUUGACUUUUACACGCAGGUCAGCGACAUUACACCAGGAGGGAGCGUUGUACUUUUCCCAGGGCAAAAAAGUAAGAUGGGGAGGAUCCAGGGCAGCACUCGGAAAGAACCAGCUGCGCAGUGCCAAACAAACUUUGCCAUGGACAGUGCCUAUUUCUGUGAGUUGGAUGUGAAAAAAUGUGUCACUGUGAUGCCUCGUGAAGAGGCUGAGCCAGAAGUUCAAGAGAAGAGCUUUCCUGAGGGUGCUUACUUUGCCACAGAGUGUUUUACCACUAGUGCUGUGAACCCCACUACGGCACCGGCGGAAGAAAAACCGGAAGCUUCCGAGAUGCCCGUGGCAGACUAUACCUCCAUUCACAUAGUGCAGUCUCCGCAAGGCCUUGUGCUCAGUGCUACAGCUCUCCCUCUGCCAGACAAAGAAUUCAUGGCAUCGUGUGGUUAUGUGAGUGCAGACCAACUGAACAAAAUGCUGCCAUAGCUUUGUGCGACCCCCCAAACCCCCACAAUCCACACUGCCGUGGGGCCUUUCCUGACUUACUUCAGCAUUGUGGAAAGCUUCUCAUGUUUGCAGAGCAUUCCCCGACAUUUAAACGAAUGGGCAAGUCCAUGCUCAUGGAAGUGUACAUCAGAGCCCCUGCAUGCAAACUGCAGCCUUUGGAUUGGGGCAUAUUUAUAUUUAAAUGGCAUAGAGCUGGCUUGAGCGUGUAUGCUUAAACCAAAACAAAUGUUUUCAGUGUUUUCAAAGGCAGUGGGGUGCAGUCCUGUUCCCUUUUACCAGGGAUUUCAGAUCAACCACAGUAUUGCGGUCAUGUUUUGUAAAUAUUGCCUAUGAAAUGUUGCCGAGGUUGGUUUAGUGGCCGUGACUGUCUUUUGUUGUUGUAGGAGUCGAUUUGGAGGUCAUUCUUAACACAUUGGAUGACUACGUAAUGAGGCAUAAAUCAUCUUUAUUCAAAAAGCUAACAUCAGAUGGGGUGGGGUUGUUUUUUUGUUUUGGUAGUUUGAACAUUUUGCUGUUAAAUCAUACCACAUGCUGAGAUGUUUAUACUAGGAAUUGGAGAGUGAAACCUGGAAUAGGAAAGCAAAAAGCCGUUUGGAUAAACAAUACAUUUAUUUUGAUUUAUAUAAAAUAAACCUAUUUUACUACUUUAGACAAGCAGGCAUGGAUAUUUUAUAUUUACACUGCACACUGUAGUUUAAUUAUAAUGGCCCAUCUAUGGAAUGUAUCUGCUGCAGUCAUUGUAGCAAUUUAAGAGAGAUAUAUAUAUAAGAAAAAAAAUAUUUUUACAGAACAUUUUUUAUACCUCCACAAAAGCUACAGAGAACUGAUGAUGUAGAGUUGCUAUACUACUUUAUUGGGCCCAUUUGUUUGUUAAAGUACUAUUCAUACACAUGUGUUCUGUAGCAAACUACAGUGUGCACAAAACAGAUCCCAAGGGUAUUCACACAUGCAGCCUAAUCCGGCCUAGGGCAGCCCAGCCUGGGUUAGGCUACGUGUGUGAAGCGCCAGGAGCAAGAUGGCUCCCCACGCUGCACCCACGGCAAGCCCCACUUCCAAACGUGGCGUUUAGCUGAGGUUGAGCGAACCUGCGGUUCACUGAACCUCAGCUGGCAAUGUCUGGGCAAUCGCCACCAGGUUAAACAGCCUCCUACCUCCCCCGGCCGGCCUCCAUUUUCCGGCAGUGAGCCAGGGGGAAGGACUGGAGUGGCCACACAGAGCUCAGCAGCUGCUCUAACAAGAGCAGCUGCCAUGCUCAUCCGCAGGCACCCUGGGAUAUGGCGUGGGGGAGUCCUUCCACUCCCAACGUCUCCCUUCACCCACCACUGCUCCUGUGGGCACAUGGCGCGGUGGAGGGGAGGACAGCAGCUGUCCGUCUGCCGGGGAAAGCAGCAGUCCCCGCCACCCGCCCGCCCACCUAUGGUGAGGUUGUGUGCACAGCCUCACGCUCUGUCACCAGAUUCUUUUUCCUAGCAAACCAACACCACACACUUUGUAUAGCAGUAAACCCUAAAAUGGGUUUGAAUUUUUCAGGGCACUUCAGGAACACAAUUCCACUUUUAUGAGACGUUUUGAAUUACGCAAGCAUAAGUGCUGGUGACUUCACACUGUUCUUCGCAUCAGAUUUUGAUGUCCGUUACUCAGAAAACUACUAAGGAAUUCAGUACUCAAUGCUGACUUAAAGGAAGCUGAGUCAAGAUUUCACGUUUUGUUAAAGUUCAGAUUCUGAAGCCAAUGAACUUGCAGAACUCAGAACAGUAUUGUUAACAAUGCAUUUUUUUUUCAUAUUCUAUACAUGUAAGCUGUAGGGAGGCUUUGAAGAAGUAGUACAGCUGAAGCUUUAUUUACUUUGAUCACUUUCUCUCAAGGUAUGCCUUAAUAUACUUCAAUCUCAAAUUUUGUUUACACAGUCAAGGGUUAUUCAACAACCCGUUUAAACAUGCCUGCUUGGCUUAUUUUCUCCACCCAGUGCCUCCUUGUUGCUGUUCACUGCUUGAAAAAAGCAAUGAGCCGCCUUGUCCACCCCACAUGGGAACACAGGAAGCUGCCUUAUACCAAGUCAGACCAUUGGUCCAUCUAGCUCAGUAUAGCCUACCCUAGCUGACUAUGGCUCUCCAAGGUUAUAGGCAGGAGAGUCUGUCCCAGCCCUACCUGGAGAUGCCAGGGAGCUGAACCCAGGACAUUCUGCAUGCAGGCAGAUAAUAUACCACUGAGCUAUGGCCUCAUACCCUAAAGGGAAUCUCUGACAACAGACAGCACUCACCUGUAGUCACCCAUCCAAAUGCAAACCAGGGUGGACCCUGCUUAGCAAGGGGACAAUUCAUGCUCUCUGUUGCAAGAUCUGCUCUCCUCACAAGCCCUAGCCCCACCCCUGAGCUGGAGUCAACUCUAACUAACACAUGUGCAUGUGCGCGCGCAUGCACGCACACAUACACACACACCUGCCUUCCUCACCAGCCCCCCCCACACACACACACACCCCUCACCACUCGGCAUUCUGGAGUGCCCCAUCACUGCUUCCACACUGGUGAGCCAGCACGGAGCAUGCAUCCAGCAGUGGCAGCAGUAGCAUCUCCUUUGCCAGCUGGCCUCUUCUCGCUGCUGCAGUGUUGUGCCAGCAGCCGUGCGACACUCUCUUUAUUCCUCUCUCCUCUCCAGCACCCAACUUGUUGGUGCUGGAGGAGAGAGAGCUGGGAGAGUGCUGGUAUUUGCACAGCAUCACAGCAGUGGUGACAGGCCAGCCAGCAAAGGAGAUGUUGCCACUGCAGAUGGCAUUCUCCACACUGCUACAGUGGCACAUUCCAAAGGGCCGGUGGCAAGGGCGAAGAGGGUGGUGUGUGGGCCAAUGAGUCAGGGGGUGGGCCAGCCUCUGAGAUUGGGAGUGGGGCCAGUGAUGGGGCCAGCAGGAAAAGCCCAUCUUCAGGCCCAUAUUGUCUUACCUGGAAUGCAGGGCUGCACUCACCCUGUGAGGCAGUCGCCUCACCUUGUCUCAUAGGGGAGCCACCUCUGGGCAGAUGGCAAGACCAGGUUGGGCCCGAGGACACCCAUACCUGGAUCUUGGCCUGGCGUUUCUCCAGUGGAAGGUCCCUGAAGUCUGAGGCUACUCAGACGAUUGCCCUGUGCGGGUGGGGAAGGCACAGAGGGAAGGCUGCCUUCACCUCCCCUUGCCCCCAGAUGACCAAGCGCUUGGUCCUCCUGCACGCCCACAUGGGCAGCCCUCCUCUGUGCAGCUCCAUGGAGCAUGGGGCAGGCUGGAGGGAUCCCUCCAUGCAAUGUACGGCACCCCCUCAGAUGGGCACUCUAUGCGCCCGUGUCUGUGACUCUUUUGGCUGCACACAGCCCAAGGAAUCACACAAUUCCCAGUAGCCAGGAUAAGGCUGCAAGAGCACCCUUCACCUUGGCUGACAGCCAGGUUGAUUAAGGGGGUUAGGCAGGCAGGGAGCGGAGGGGGUCUGCGAGGAUCCCGCUGCUUCCCAUGACCAGCCUAACCCUGCUUGGGCCCGGCCCAGCCCAGGCAGGGUUAGGUUGGUCGUGAGAACAGCUUCGGUGAGUUCAGCUGGGAGCCGAAGACCCCAUUCAAGCCCUGGAAUCCCCAGCAGUAGGUACACACAGCUGUGUGGGGAAACAUUGCUGUGAACCAGGGCGCCAGCCAGAAACAACUGCAGCUGUUCACUCCGUCGAGGUGGCUGGCAAAAAGGCAGCCGCAUUCAUCCACAUGACUGCUGGCUGUAUUCGUGCACACUCAUGUGUAGCUGCAUAUGCAGCAGGGUGGAGAAAAUUAGCAGGACUUGCAUAUGUGAACUAGCUUUACGGUUGAAAGGGAUUUAAAUCUGCAUGGCGAAUCAGUGAUUAACAGGGGUCUUUCUCUAUACUGUUGUUUCCUUAGGAGAGGAGCAGAUCGUCAGUCUUUCUGACUGUCUGAAAAGCUGUGACAGUACUGGCUGUGGUGUCGGUGCCUGCCUGGACAUGUUUUUACAUGGGCUGGUGGCCUGUAGAAAGAAUUGGGGGGGGGAUGCAAACCUGAACCCCAUUUCACCGAUUGCCAGUGCUUGCCUUAGGCGACAAUCUAGAUCCCAGUUAAUGAAGGAGAAGUCCCACUGAACUGCAUGAGAUUCACUGCUAAAGAAACGUGCUUGGGAUCACAGUGUUCAAGCAAGAGCGUGGCUACAUAUUACACUCACCAUAUGAAAAGAUAAGCUCUGGUUAUUUAGAAUUUUGAAAGCAAUCCCGUGUGCCCACAUGGCCCAAGCUGUGCAGCAUACUGGAGGCCGGGAAAAUGUAUCCUGGCCUCCAGAUAUCCCACAAUGCAUCACACGAUGAGCACAGUGCAUUGGGCAAUUCCUCCAUGAGUCAGGUGCUCUAGGCACCCGGCUCUGUGUCUGUUUGGGCUGCGUGCAGCCUAACCAUACACACCACCGCGUAUCUGAAGGUCAGGUUAAGUUCCUGGGCUACCUGGUGAGGCAGCGCCAGGAUGGGCCUUGAUCCUAGCGCUUCGCACAAACAACCCUACUACCCAGGUAGGACUGCUUGUGUGAAAAGCCUCUAGAAGUAGCAGAAGGAACUACCCAGUAGCAUCUUCUUCCCUCUGAACAGCCAGAACUUGGCUAUUUUUCAUGUGGUGAAUGAAUGAAACAUAUAGCCAGGCUGUAUGUGACCCUGUCAAAAGUAACAGCCUGAACCUCAGGUAGAGCUGCUUCACGAAAGCAGGUGACCAGAAGCUCAAGCAGUGACCUGAAGUGAUGCGCAGGGGUCCAUGCCCCUGGGAGUCACUGCACAGGUGAACAAACCUGAAGCAAAGUUGUUUGAUUCAAGACAAUUGUGAAUUUUUUUUUAAAAAAAUCCUAGCAUCCUAGAUCCUGUAAGCAAGCUUUGAAAAGGCAAUCCAAUCUCAGUUGGAAACUGUCAUGCUUAAGCAUUUUUGAAGAAAGAAUGUAGCUCAGAAGCAAAUUGUGAUUUACUUCAAAAAAAUCAACAUUUCUGAUGUUCUUGCUAUCUUAAAGCUAUUUUUUAAACAGCAAAUAUAAGCAAGGAUGUUGCCUUCUCAGUGCUUGGAACUGGGAAGUUCUGUGUUUGACUUGUACUUUUAAGGUGAUGUUUAUUAGAGACUUUGUUAUGACUUGUCGUUACAUUUCCCCCCUAACAGCUGCUUUCUUUAGUUUUAGGCACAAAUGGUAUUAAAGCUAUGUAAGUAUGUCUUAAGGGCAAGUGGGCCCUUAUGCUACAUCUCUGUUGACAAGAGUGUUUCUGUCACCAAAAACUAGUUAAAUACCUCAAUCUCAGAAUGUCAUUUUGGUACUUUGCUGGUUCCACAAGCCAUCAUACCCCAGUAGGAAGAUUUGUGUCUUUCUGUCCAUAUAUUUAACUUGCCUUACGUCAGUGUUGUUGUUUCCUCUCGAAGUUUAAUAAAUUUAUUUUCUUUGAUCCA
Molecule: messenger RNA, 8045 nt
Organism: Hemicordylus capensis (graceful crag lizard)
Lineage: Eukaryota; Metazoa; Chordata; Lepidosauria; Squamata; Cordylidae
Gene: GHR
Product: growth hormone receptor
Exons: 12
Coding region: 194-2602 (802 amino acids)
Biological process (GO): cytokine-mediated signaling pathway
Cellular component (GO): external side of plasma membrane
Molecular function (GO): protein binding; cytokine receptor activity
Source: RefSeq, a predicted model, not a curated record